This is a messenger RNA of Malassezia vespertilionis, 348 nucleotides long. RefSeq lists its product as uncharacterized. The record is from RefSeq and is a predicted model, not a curated record. Lineage: Eukaryota; Fungi; Basidiomycota; Malasseziomycetes; Malasseziales; Malasseziaceae. The transcript has 2 exons. The coding region runs from base 1 to 348 and encodes 115 amino acids.
AUGAGCGCAGUGCGAUCCACGUCGUCUCUUCGGCAACGCAAAGGCGUGCCAAAUGCCCAGGAUCUUUCGAACAAUUUGUUCAGUGAUGAAGAUUCCGUGUACUGGAUAACUCCUCCCGCGCGCGCCUCCAGCUGCUCCAUCCUUUCACCGUUCUCGGACGGAAUUUGGCGCUUUUUUCGCAUCCUUAGCGCUGUCCUGGGCACCAAUAUCAUGGAGCCAUGGGAGUUCGUGUUUUUGGUAACGGUGUAUACUCUUAUUUUUAUCUGUCUCAUUGUCGCCGCGCGCAGUUUCCCUGCCUAUGCGAAACUUGCACACCGCCGCUUGCACUACUACAUCACCGGCAAUUAA